UUUAUGUGCAUUUAGAUAAAUGCACAAAAAUAUAGUCUGAUGUUAUUGUGAUAUUCAAACUUUGUUAAGUAAUUGAAAGAUUUUUGUUCGAUUGGAGAAAUGCAUGGAAAUUAUUUUGAUUCUGAAUAUUGAAGAAGAAUAUCUCUCAAAAAAUGACUUCGCAUUCGCAUGCAAGAACGAUGUGCACCGGAAACACAGUAUCUAGCGCAUUCUCUGCGCUGCACUUCUUACGAAGUUACAGUCUCUUCGCUCCAAAUUCAGAUAUGUACAGAUACGAAGCAUACCCGUCACGAGAUUAUAACUUUGUCGAGCCGGAUAUUUUAUCGAAUUCCGCUGCAACAGAUUCACCAGCUUCACCGUUAACAUCCUCUUCUCUAUCAACGACAUUUUCAGUUCCGGGAACUCUGCUUCAACCGCCCUUUUUAACUGCGAUGCCGCCUUUGGUGCAGUCUCUGAACGUGCCUCAACCGUUUUCGACUUCUUCCUCAGGUGUCAUGAGCCGCCACUUUAUCACCGCAAGUGGCAUAACCAGCCUCCACAAGAGACCCAGAAGCGAAAAGAAACCAAUCCCAGACGACCAGAAGGACGAGAAGUACUAUGAGAGGCGCAAGCGGAACAACCAGGCAGCGAAAAAGUCACGAGAUGCUCGCAAGAUCAGAGAGGAUCACAUUGCUCUGAGGGCGACGAUGCUGGAGCACGAGAACGCGAUCCUGAAGGCGCAGAUAGUGACCCUUCGCGAAGAGGCGCAAUCGUUGCGACACAUGUUGAUCAAACAACACACACCAGCAAUACAAUCCAUCGAACGGUCGCUUUCCUCCAUGACACCUGUAACACUCUCACCCCCGCAUACUGCAAACCUAGAUUGUUAAUCUCGAAAAUUCUUACAAGGAUCGCGUAAAUGUUUAUAUCCCGACAAGUGAUGACAAAUUGUAUUAUUAUGUUGGAAAUUUUUGUGACUGUAAAUGUGUAAAAAAAUUCUUGCGUUUGCUGAGAAAACAACAUAGUUAACUACACUGCUCUUUUCUUUGUGCAAAUAGUAAAAAGAUCAGCAGUGAUUGAAAGAGAUUAUCUUAAUCUUAAGACUUGGAUCGAAAGAGAUUAUUAUUUCCUGUUAAAAAAUA
This is a messenger RNA of Pseudomyrmex gracilis, 1121 nucleotides long. Its product is annotated as cell death specification protein 2. Gene Ontology annotation, biological process: regulation of transcription by RNA polymerase II. The transcript is spliced from 4 exons. NCBI's taxonomy places the organism in Eukaryota, Metazoa, Arthropoda, Insecta, Hymenoptera, Formicidae. Gene Ontology annotation, cellular component: nucleus. The record is from RefSeq and is a predicted model, not a curated record. The coding region runs from base 153 to 869 and encodes 238 amino acids. Gene Ontology annotation, molecular function: DNA-binding transcription factor activity, RNA polymerase II-specific; RNA polymerase II cis-regulatory region sequence-specific DNA binding.